AGGAGCGUGGAAAGCAUUGACUUCACGCGUCUUCACAUUGGACCCAAUUCUUCUUUUUCCAUUCCAUCCCAACAGUGUCGAAUCAACACCUAUUCUUAAACUCAACAUCCAUCACUUCAUCCACCAAAAUGGCAGCCGCAGCUUUGGACCUCACGCGCAACUUUUCCUUCUAUACAGUCCCAGCAGCAUGGGUUGUGGCCAUCGCGCCUCACUUCUACGCCGCAGGUCUUGGAAAGUUUGACAACAAGAGCCCGAGAACCUAUACCAAGGAGACCGCGAACGAUCAGAGCAUCGAUAAAGCAACCAAAGAGAAGAUCGUCCGCGCUGAAGGAGCCCAGCAGAAUGGCUUCGAGAACCUCGGACUCUUCGCUGCUGCUGUCGUUGCAGGCAAUAUCGUCAGAUUGGACAAUUGGACCUUGAACGUUUUGUCUGGUGGCUAUUUGCUCAGUCGAGUGGCGUACAACCUUAUCUACAUCAACAAUACUACGGAUGCGAUGGCCAACGCCCGCAGUGUGGCAUACUUGACUGGGUUGGGAAUCAUCUUCACCUUGUUCAUCAAGGCCGGAAAUGUGCUUCGUGGCCAGUUGUAGGAUGCUCUACCGAAGAGCAUGUCGAAGAUCUGUUUUGAAGAAUCUAUAAGCUUCACACGCAA
Messenger RNA from Cercospora beticola, 652 nucleotides. Its product is annotated as MAPEG family protein. Lineage: Eukaryota; Fungi; Ascomycota; Dothideomycetes; Mycosphaerellales; Mycosphaerellaceae. Gene Ontology annotation, cellular component: membrane. The record is from RefSeq and is a predicted model, not a curated record.